Molecule: messenger RNA, 1689 nt
Organism: Radiomyces spectabilis
Lineage: Eukaryota; Fungi; Mucoromycota; Mucoromycetes; Mucorales; Radiomycetaceae
Exons: 3
Coding region: 1-1689 (562 amino acids)
Biological process (GO): regulation of cyclin-dependent protein serine/threonine kinase activity
Cellular component (GO): nucleus; cyclin-dependent protein kinase holoenzyme complex
Molecular function (GO): cyclin-dependent protein serine/threonine kinase regulator activity; protein kinase binding
Source: RefSeq, a predicted model, not a curated record
AUGCAUCUUCAAGUGGAACCCAUGCAGCAUUAUACGCUGUUUCCUCCCAAGCCAGCAGUGACUCAAACUCACUCUACGGCGUCCACCGACUUUACCAAGAUCUCGUUUGGUCCUUACCGACGUGCUUCGCCAAAGUCGCACUCCUCGUUCGAACCAUUUGUCCCUUCGCCCUCACCUGGACCUGGAUUGGUGGACUCGUCAGCGCCAGUGAUUCCGCAACUGGCCGAGUUUGCAUCAUCGAUGAUAUACCUGAUGUGGCACGCGCGAAAAUACUGUGUCUCUCCCCCCUUCUCUCCUCAGGAUCGCACUUCGCCACGUCAGUGUUCUGUCACGUCCAUUACCGCUUCACCGGCUUUCAAGCGCUUUUGCUUUCAGGUGCUCAAUGCGACCCAACUUUCCGAUUCCGCCGUAUGCGUGGCUCUCAGAUAUGUCGCCAUUCUUCUGCAAGCCAAUCCCACCAUUGAAGGCGCAGAAGGCUCGGAAUAUCGUCUCUUUAUUGUUUCAUUGAUGCUAGCCAACAAAUUUCUUGACGACAAUACCUACACCAACAAAACCUGGUCAGAAAUUAGCGGAAUGAAAGUCAAUGAUCUGAACGCAAUGGAGGCGGAGUUCCUUGGCGCUCUGGAUUACAACCUGUUUGUUCGCGACACGGAGUUUUUCCGCUGGCGAAAGAUCCUCGAAGCUUGUCGUGAACGUGCCUCCGUCAUGGCAUUUGAAGCGCCUUUGCAACGACAACAGCUCAUCAUGGCGUCAUUGGAGAGCUUGGGAUUAUGUCCUGGUGAACAGAAACCGGUCAAUGACGGUUAUUGGCAGUAUCAUCUUCGUGAACAGGAACAGCGACGUCAAUGGUCUUUUGAAGGAUCGUCACAAGAAACGAAACAACCACGUGUUGAUGAAGAGAAUAUUCGUGAAAUCGAAGAGCAGAAACGUAGAGCCCAUCAGCAAAAAUGGGUGGAAGAUCGCAAACGCCGUAUUCACAAACAGUUGCAGUUCGAUGAUCGUCGUCGCAAAGCUCAGCAGCAACAGCAAUUGGAAGACCGCUUGCGUAAAGCCGAACAACAGCUGGAAGAUCAACGUAAAAAGCAGCAGCUGCGACAGGUCGAAGAACGUUUGCGUCGAGCUCAACAGCAAUUGGAGGAACGUCGCAAGUUGCAACAAGAGUUGGAAGACCAACUCCGUAAAACACAGCAGCGACAGACCCUGGAACAGCAAUUGCGCAGCAUUAUGCAGGAAAAUCGAGAGCGUUCUCUGGAUCAACAUCGUUAUUCUGAAAACGAAAAGUUCCCGUUUGACAAGCAAUCCUAUUCACGUGAGAGCCGUCCAGGGACGCUUCGUGGCGCCUCCACUUCCGCCAAUCGAUUCAGUCUCGCUAGUCUCGAGAACGCCAUGUUCGAAGAUCAAAAGGGCACCCAUUGUUCAGUGUCCCUCUCGCCUCCAAAAGACAUGGCCCUGUCGAAAGACCUGCGUCUUCCUCCGUUGAUCCACCCUUCGCCUGUUCCGAACCACGGCCAUCAACGAUUUCUGGGUGCGGAUCUCCUGACCUCGUUACGUACUUCGUCGUCCGGUUAUAACGCCUGGAAUACCAUCGGUAACGGUACUCAAUUCUUUGAUCGCUGUCAGGGGAUUGGCUUGCAAUCCACACAUCCGUUUGAUCGUUACCAACAAUCACUUCCCAUCUGGCAGAAUUGA